AGUAUCGGCGAACAACGCGCAAUUGCCGUCUCUUUCCAACUACUGCUCGCAAACGGGCGCCCACCCUGUAUACACACAGAGGUUAGCUGUCAAACUGCUGUCAAAUGCCAAGCGCCUUCCUUGUUGUUUAUUGUCCGCGCUGAAGGUGGAGUCCAGAAACAAUCGAAGAGAUCGAUCGUAAAUUGCUUGCCGUUGUGUACUGGUCUGGUCGGCAAAUCUUCAACCCCCUGCCCUGUAUCCCGGUGUAUUCGGAAAGCUCAACUGCGCCCAAGAUGUCGACGAAAUCUUCCAACAGCAUCGAUAGCCGCACGGAGCUGGUCGAGCUCGUAAAGCGGAAGGCAGAAAUUUCGGAUACGCUUGCCAAUCUGGAGCGGCAAAUUUAUGCGUUCGAGGGUUCCUAUCUGGAAGAUACGCAACUGUACGGAAACAUCAUACGCGGCUGGGAUCGCUACCUGACCACAAACAAAACCACCAAUUCGAAGGCGGACAAACGGAACCGGAAGUUUAAGGAAGCGGAGCGACUCUUUUCCAAGUCCUCCAUCACCUCGAUGGCGGCCGUCAGUGGGCUGGUGGAUACGAGUGACACCAAGCACGAGCGUAACUCCGAAUCCGACUCGAUGACGAACGACGACUCGAGCGACAACCAGGCCGGUGGUACACACACGACCGUCAACCAUUCCUCCACCGCCGGCAAUCGCGAACCAUCCACACCGGUCGCGGUGGCAGGCUCGGCCGCGGCGGGAACGGAUGGACCGCUGAAAAAUUCCGUCAGCAAAGCGCUAGCCAACCAGUCGAAGGCCAAUGCCGUAGACAAAUCGUCCUCCGGUUCUGCGGCUGGUUUGCUGAACCGUGCGUCUUCACCCACCGCCAAGGAGUCGAACAAUGCCGCUUCCGGGCUAGCGAAGGAAGCGGCCACGAACAGUAGCAGCACGCCUAGCAGCACCGCCAAACACAAGGCGAGUACUAUCGGUUCAAUGAAGAAGGGCAGCUCGAACAAGAAGGUGCGACAUCGCUAGCGAGAGUCUCGCAAACGGCGAGCGAACCCGUUCGUCCGGAAGUCGUCGUCGUCGUCGUCGGUGCAUAGAUCUUAACAACAUGUAAAUGUGUGUCACUUGAGUGGAUAAGUUUUAGCUAAUAAAAUAUCAACGCUUAGCGGCCCGGGUGAUCUGUGCACUGUGUGUGUGGGGUGUGGUGUGUGGUCACCAGAGUGCGCGUUCAUCAUCGGGUCAAAAUCUUCUGUACUUAAA
This is a messenger RNA of Anopheles stephensi (Asian malaria mosquito), 1247 nucleotides long. It is a transcript of the gene Eaf6, whose product is annotated as chromatin modification-related protein MEAF6. The coding region runs from base 273 to 1016 and encodes 247 amino acids. Gene Ontology annotation, cellular component: NuA4 histone acetyltransferase complex. The record is from RefSeq and is a predicted model, not a curated record. Lineage: Eukaryota; Metazoa; Arthropoda; Insecta; Diptera; Culicidae. The transcript is spliced from 3 exons.